AUGACUCGACGUCUCGACGCGGGGUCCGCCCUGCCUCCCCCGCGGAGGGCCUCGGUGCGGCUCGUGACCAGCCCCUGUUCCGGCGAAGGAGGGGACGAGACGGACGUGAUUGACCAGGGCGUCGUGUUGUUCUUUCCCGCCCCCCGCUCCUACACGGGAGAGGACGUGGUGGAGCUUCACCUUCACGGCAGCGUCGGCGUCGUGAGGGACACGCUGAGGGCGCUGGGGUCUCUCGGGCCGGAAUUUUCCAUGGCCGAACCCGGAGAAUUCACGAGGCGCGCCUGGAACAACGGAAAGUUCCAAGAUCUCACCAGCGUGGAAGCAGUGGCGGACCUUAUUCGAUCCGAGACCAGGCACCAGCGCAAGCAAGCCAUGGAGCAACUCAGGGGACGGCUGGGCGACCUGUACGGCGGAUGGUCGCAGAGAAUACACAAGUCUCUGGCGCACAUCGAGGCGUUUCUGGACUUUGGACAAGACGAAAUGCUGGAUUCCGAAGUGCUGUCCUCCACCCGAGCCGACGUGUCCGACCUGCUGGCGGAUAUAAAGAGACACUUGGACGAUGGCGGCGUUGCGCAGUCGAUUCGAAACGGCCUGUCCGUCUGCUUGCUCGGACGCCCCAACGUCGGGAAGUCGAGCCUGCUCAACGUGCUGAGCCAAACGGAUGCGGCCAUCGUGUCUCCGGACGCGGGGACCACCAGAGACGUGGUGGAGGUGAGAAUGGACCUCGGCGGAUACCCGCUCACCUUGCAAGACACCGCCGGCAUCAACUUGGCGCCCUCGAGCGCGGUCGAGCGAGAAGGCAUUCAGAGGGCACUUGCGAGGUUCUCGUCCUCCCACGUUCGCCUCCUGGUGCUGGACGUGAACGGCCUGCGCGAUAGAGAGAUGUGGGAGCUCGCCGAGAGGAGUCCCGAGUCGACCAUAGUCGUCGUCAACAAGACGGAUCUCUGGAGCGAGCCGAGGCCGAUCGAGGUUCCCGGCGGCCUCCCGGUCGUCGAGCUCUCCUGCGUCAGCGGGUCCGGCGUGGACCGACUGACGGAGAAGCUCAGAGAGUCGGUGGCGGGUUUGUGCGCGCCGAGUCUCCACGAGCCCGCGGUCACGAGGGAGAGGCACAGGAACCACCUCGCGUCGAGCGCGGAGGCGCUGGAGAGAUUCCUGAAGAGCGACGCGAGUCUAGAAAUGGCGGCAGAGGACCUGAGGUCUGCCGGCAGGUCCAUCUCCAGAAUCACCGGAAAGACGGACAUCGAGGAAGUUCUGGACAUCAUUUUCAAAGACUUUUGCAUUGGCAAGUAG
Messenger RNA from Schistocerca gregaria, 1290 nucleotides. RefSeq names its product tRNA modification GTPase MnmE-like. NCBI's taxonomy places the organism in Eukaryota, Metazoa, Arthropoda, Insecta, Orthoptera, Acrididae. The coding region runs from base 1 to 1290 and encodes 429 amino acids. The record is from RefSeq and is a predicted model, not a curated record. Gene Ontology annotation, cellular component: cytoplasm. The transcript has a single exon. Gene Ontology annotation, biological process: tRNA wobble uridine modification; tRNA methylation. Gene Ontology annotation, molecular function: GTP binding; protein binding; GTPase activity.